Molecule: messenger RNA, 8715 nt
Organism: Penicillium hordei
Lineage: Eukaryota; Fungi; Ascomycota; Eurotiomycetes; Eurotiales; Aspergillaceae
Product: Polyketide synthase
Exons: 5
Coding region: 1-8715 (2904 amino acids)
Biological process (GO): fatty acid biosynthetic process; secondary metabolite biosynthetic process
Molecular function (GO): phosphopantetheine binding; 3-oxoacyl-[acyl-carrier-protein] synthase activity; fatty acid synthase activity
Source: RefSeq, a predicted model, not a curated record
AUGUCAUCCACCACGCCAAUAAACGAGCCCAUUGCCCUGGUUGGCAGUGCAUGCCGCUUCGCCGGCGGAGCGACAUCAUCGUCAAAGCUCUGGGGGCUGCUGAGCAAACCUCGCGAUGUCCGCAGUGAGAUCCCCAAGUCCCGGUUCAAUGCCGAGGCCUAUUACCACCCCAAUCCGGCCUAUCACGGACACAGCAACAUCCGCCACUCGUACCUUCUGGAGGAGGAUGUUACCACAUUUGACACCGAGUUCUUCGGCAUCAAACCCAUUGAGGCCAAGGCCAUUGAUCCCCAGCAGCGCCUCCUGAUGGAGACGGUCUAUGAAGGGCUGGAGUCGGCCGGUUUGACGAUUGAUGCCUUGCGCGGGAGCGAUACCGCUGUCUAUGUUGGCGUUAUGUGUGCUGAUUAUGAAGCUAACCUGGUGCGAGAUUUGAACACGGCCCCCACGUACAGCGCGACUGGUGUUGGACGAAGCAUCAUGUCCAACCGUAUCUCUUACUUCUUUGACUGGCACGGGCCAUCCAUUACCCUCGACACUGCCUGUUCGUCCAGUCUUGUUGCAGUGCACCUGGCAGUUCAGUCCCUCCGGUCUGGUGAGUCCCGUGUCGCUCUCGCAUGCGGGUCCAAUCUCUGCCUCGGACCAGAGAACUAUGUGAUGGAAAGCAAGCUUAAGAUGCUUUCUCCCGAUGGCCGCAGUAAGAUGUGGGACAGAGAUGCGAACGGCUACGCCCGCGGUGACGGUGUUGGUGCUGUCGUGCUGAAGACCCUCAGUGCGGCGAUUGCAGACGGUGAUGACAUUGAAUGUAUUAUCCGAGAGACCGGUCUGAACCAGGAUGGUGCCACAACGGGCAUUACCAUGCCCAGUGCCACAGCACAGCAGGCCCUGAUCCGCAGCACGUACCGCAAAGCAGGACUUGACCUACAGAAACAGUCGGACCGCCCCCAAUUUUUCGAGGCCCACGGCACAGGAACCCCAGCCGGAGAUCCUAUCGAGGCCGAGGCAAUCGCCAGAGCAUUUUUCGGUGACGAGUAUGCCACAAAGCAAGAAGGCGAGCCCCUCUAUGUCGGGUCCAUCAAGACGAUUCUCGGCCAUACAGAGGGUACAGCCGGUGUCGCUGCGCUGAUGAAGGCAUCUCUGGCGUUGCAACACUCAACUCUUCCCCCAAACAUGCUUUUGAAUAACCUCAGUGAUCGGAUUGCACCCUUCACAAAAAACCUGCAAAUCGUGCAGACACCCAAGCCGUGGCCAGAACCAUCCCCUGGGCAGCCACGCCGAGCCAGUGUCAACAGCUUUGGAUUUGGAGGCGCCAACGCCCAUGCCAUCCUCGAAAGCUACGAGUCUAGUUCUAACUUGAAGUCCUCGACCGAUGCUGAACCCCCCGCCGUCUCCCCCUUUGUCUUUUCCGCCCUCUCUCGCCAAUCGCUGGCCGUCAGUCUAGGAGCUCAUGCUGAAUACUUCGAAAUGAACCCUUCAAUCUCGCUAACGGAUCUGGCCCACACUCUACAAAGCCGCCGAUCAGCGUUCCCCUACCGCGUUGCCUUUGCCGCCACGUCCGCCAGCGAUCUCACAUCGAAGAUCCGGGCAGAGCUAGAAGGCACAAAGAUGGAGGAGCUGGGCGUGAGAUUCUCAACCACAUCUGCUGGCAAGCGAGGAAAAGUGCUAGCGGUCUUUACCGGCCAAGGAGCACAAUACGCUCGCAUGGCCGCGGAGCUGAUUGAGAAAUCCAGCACAGCAAGGGAUAUCAUUCGCCAGCUCCAAACCCACCUUGACGAACUCUCCGAGGAGGUGCGACCUGACUGGUCAUUAGAGACGGAACUCCUCGCCGCGGCAGAGUCGUCCCGCGUGGUGCAGGGUGCAUUCUCCUCACUGUCUACUGCUGUCCAGAUUCUGCUCGUUGAUCUCCUGCGCCUUGCGGGUGUCCAGUUUGAUGCUGUCGUCGGCCACUCGUCCGGCGAGAUCGCCGCCGCGUACACCGCUGGCUACCUAACGGCCCGAGACGCCAUCUAUGUCGCCUACUUCCGUGGCCACCUCCUCUCACAAGUGCUCCGUGCCAAUCCAAACGCCAUGAAGGGAGCAAUGCUGGCAGCUGGCUUGUCGGAAGAAGAUGCCAGGGCACUCUGCGAAGACAAGACCUUGAAGGGGCGUGUUGUGGUUGCGGCUGUGAACUCCUCCUCAAGCGUGACAUUGUCUGGCGACUCGGACGCCAUAGACGAGGUCAAGAUUAUCUUAGAUGACGAGCAGAUCUUUAACCGCAGGCUCAAGGUCGACCGCGCCUACCACUCACACCACAUGCAGCAAGGCGUUGCACCCUAUGUUAAGGCCAUGCGCGCUGCCGGCGUUCGCGCCCUCGAGCCUAAGGCCAACUCCAUCCCCUGGGUAUCCAGUGUCUACGGCCGUCAGGUAACCCCUGACAUGGCGCUCAGCGCUGAGUACUGGGCGGAUAACAUGGUACGGCCAGUGCUGUUCCACCAGGCAUUGAGGGCGACGCUCGAAACCGGCGACUUUGAUCUCGCCCUUGAAGUCGGCCCACACCCUGCUCUAAAGGGACCUGCCAGCCAGACGGUUCAGGAAACUUUUGAAAAAUCCAUACCCUACAGCGGAGUCCUCUCGCGCGGCUCGGAUGCCAUCACGGCCACGGCAUCGACACUCGGUUUCCUAUGGUGCCAUAUUAGCCAGCAAGAUCUUACUCUGGAUAAAUACGACGUCGCUGUGAGUGAGAUCAAAACCCCCAGGCGCGUUGUUAAGGGGCUCCCCGCGUACCAGUGGAACCACGAGGGGUCGUACCGACACGAAACCCGCGCAUCAGCCAAAAUGCGAGCCGCCAUAGCGCCGUUCAACUCACUGCUAGGAACGCAGUUACCAGAAAGCUCGCAGCAGCGUUUGAGCUGGGCUCAGCUUCUCCGCGCAAGUGAACUUCCCUGGUUAUCCGGUCACCAGGUCCAAAGCCAGACUGUCUUCCCAGCAGCCGGGUACAUCUGCACAGCCUUAGAGGCGGCUACGGUGCUAGCAGGCGAACGCAGCAUCCGCCUCAUCCAGCUCCGGGACUUUGUAAUCCACCAGGCCCUCACCUUCAGUCAGGAUGACGCCGGAAUUGACGUGGUGACAUGUCUAUCUGACAUUCGCUCUACCGGCGACAUGCGCCUCCGCGCCCAGUUCACGUAUUCAGCCGGCCUUCGGCCAGAGGAAAUGGUGCUAGUCGCACAGGCCGAGCUCGAGAUUGGCCUAGGCUCACCGUCAGAUGCCACUCUCGCCGCACGCGCCCCAAUCCCCCCACACACCAUCGCCGUCGACCCAGAGCGCUUUUACACCUUCCUCGCAACCCUCGGCUACGGCUUCCAGGGCCCCUUCCAAUCCCUCAACAGCCUCCGGCGCAAGCUAGGGAAGAGCAUUUGCGGCGUGAAACCCGCUGAGCGAGACGCCUUCGGCCCCCCAUUGCUUGUCCACCCGGCAGAAAUGGACGGCGUUAUCCAAUCACUCAUUUUAGCCUACAGCUACCCGGAUGACGAUCAGUUACUGACCAUGCACCUCCCCACAAAGAUCGGGUGUAUCCGCGUCAACCCAGCCCGCUGCGCAUCUAUGACAGACAUGGUCGCCGACUCAACCCUGGACACACGCGACUCUCCAGGCUUCCUUGGCGAUGUCAGCCUGUAUACUGCGAGCUCGCCACAUGCAGCGGUACAGAUGGAAGCUGUAGAGCUUGUUCCACUUGGCUCCAGCACCAGCGGUGGCGACCGCAAGGUGUUCUCAAAGUACCACUGGGUCAAGAGCAGUCUCGACGGGGAUCUGGCCGCGGCGGACACGGUUGUCGGCCAGCGCCACGAGGAUACUCUGAUGGCGCUAGAGCGUAUUUCCACCUACUACUUGCGCCAGUUUGACCUCCAGGUUCCUGCGGACUCACCUCUGCGAACCACGAGCCCGCAUAUCCAUUACCUGCGCUAUGCGCGGCAUAUUACCAACCUCGUUGAGUCUGGAAAGCAUCGAUGGGCACGAAAGGAGUGGCUCAAUGACUCGAAACAGGAUAUGCUCGAUGCGACAGCAGCGUUCGCAGAUCUCUCUGAUGUGCGUGUUAUGCAUUUGGUCGGCGAGCAGAUGCCACGGGUUUUCAGGGAUGAGACCAACAUGCUCGAGGAGUUCCGCGUGAACAACGUGUUGGAUGACUACUACGAGAAAGGAUUUGGUUUCCUACAGUCCGGCUUGUGGAUGAGCAGGACGAUCUCGCAGCUUGCGGAGCGGUACCCUCAUCUAAAUAUUCUUGAGAUCGGCGCCGGCACGGGUGGUGCGACUAAACGGAUCUUGCGCCAUCUGGGCUCUAACUUCUCCAGCUACACUUUCACUGACGUGUCUAGCGGGUUCUUCGAGAAGGGUGCCGAGGUGUUCGCUGACUACAAGGACCGCAUGGUCUUCAAGACUUUCGACUGCGGCCAGGACCCUACAACCCAGGGGUACACCGAGGGCAGCUACGACGUCGUUGUAGCCUCGCUGGUGAUCCACGCCACACCCGACCUGGAACUGACAAUGAAGCACAUCCGCAAGUUGGUGAAACCAGGUGGAUUCCUUGUCGUUGCAGAUGGCAGCAACAACGGCCAACCUCAUGGAACCGGAGGCUUUAUCUUUGGAACCCUCCCCGGUUGGUGGCUGGGUGUGGACAGCGGACGGCCGCUGUCACCGUUUGUCUCGACGGCAGAGUGGGACAGGCUUCUUCGGCUGAGCGGGUUCGCGGGCAUUGACUCGACGGCACCCAAAGGGUUCGAGGAUGUUAUCGGCAUGACGGUGUUUGCAGCGCAGGCUGUCGACGACAAAGUGAGCUUUUUGCGUGAGCCCCUGAAGCCCCAGGCGCUGGAGACGGCUCCCAUCAGCAAUUUGGUCAUUGUUGGCGGCAGUACAGCGGCGACGCAGCCGCUAUCCUCGUCAAUCAAGAGAAGCCUGGAGGAUAAAACGCUAAGUUUGCACGUGUUUGAGAAGCUCACUGAGGUAGACUUCAGUGUGCUUGCGCCUGACUCAAUGGUCGUGAACCUUACGGAGCUCGACAAGCCGGUGUUCGAUGGUAUCACGCCAGACGAGUUCUUUGCUUUCAAGAGCAUGUUUGCCCCCAAUGUGAAGCUGUUUUGGGUGACCAGCGGCCGACUAGCCGAUGAUCCCUUCACCAACAUGACCGUGGGAUUCGCGAGAACCGCUGUCCAUGAGAUCUUGGGCUUGCAAUUCCAGAACGUCGACGUCGCUGAUCUGGCGCACGUAGACCACAACCACAUGGUCGAGAUGAUCCUCCGCUUCCAGAAACUGGGCAGCCUCAGUGAGGCUGAGAGGGACGAACUGCUUUGGGCAGUCGAACCGGAGAUUGUUGUUGAGAACAAGGGGCAGGAGUCUGUUCCCCGUCUGCAGCCUAUUGCUGCUCGCAACGACCGAUACAAUUCUUCCCGACGGUCCAUCGUGCACCAUUGUGACAUCACCGAACGCCCGUCGGUCCUUCAGCGCGAUGCCGAAGGUUGGUCGCUGCGGGAGGUGUCUAGGUGGCGGGUCCCUGCAGACUCGAAAACCCACAGCAAACUCCAAGUUAGCCACGCUGUGAGCUCUGCCCUCCGGACUACACACGGCCACAGAUUCCUUGCACUUGGCCGCGAUGUCGAGACCAACGGCCAAUACUUGGCCUUGGUGCCGUCCCUGCAGUCCGUGGUCGAGGUGCCAAAGCAGUCUCUCAUCGCAUGUCCCCUCUCGACCUUGUCGGGCGCAGAUAUCGUGGCCGACUGUGCGGCACGAUUGAUUGCGAUGGCAAUUAUUGACCCACUUAUUGACGGUGAGGCUGUCCUAGUGCAUAACCCAACCGAGCUCCUAGCCAAGGCCAUCACGACCCAGGCGUCAAGAAAGGGAGUCCAAGCCCUAAUUAUCAAGGACUCCUCGCACGAGCUUUCCGGUUCAGCGACAACAUUGGCACCUUACAUGAGCCAUGCAGAGAUCACACGGCUAAUACCCUCCAAUACCGCCUGUUUUGUUGAACUGGACAUCGAGACCUCGGAGAAUGCAGCCACAAUCCGAUCUAGUCUUCCUCCACACUGCAGAACAGAAUCUGCUUCAACUCUGUACUCGCCCAGUGGAUGGGAAAGCAGCAGCCUGUCUACUAGUUCUUCGCUCGCGCAGUUGCUUCAACGUGCGGUAGAUAGCAUUGAGAUUGGUACCAAUGGCACAAUCUCGUCCGCCGUAACCAUUCACGAUCUUCUCCAGCAGGCGACCCUGGGUGAUCCCGUCGCCAUAAUCGACUGGACCCAGUCAUCCUCUUACCCUGUGCAAAUCAGUCGCCUAGACUCGGUGACCUUCUUCAAGGGAGACAAGACCUACUGGAUGUGUGGUCUUUCCGGCGCCCUGGGCAUCUCGCUCUGUGACUGGAUGAUUGAGCGUGGCGCCAAAUAUCUGGCGCUGACCAGUCGUAACCCCAAUAUCUCGCCUAAGUGGAUCGAGGACCACGCGCAAAACGGCAUUUUUGUGAAAAUAUUCCCAUGCGACGUGACCAAUGAACCCGCCCUCAUCGCCACCCACCAGCAUAUCGUCAAGACCCUGCCUCCCAUUGCUGGAGUCCUGAAUGGUGCCAUGGUCCUCCGCGAUGUCUCCAUCCAAAAUAUGUCCUUCGACCAGAUGAGCGACGUGUCCCGCCCUAAAGUCUACGGCAGCAUCCACCUAGACCGUAUUUUUGCAGCCACGCCCCUCGACUUCUUCAUCCUUUUCUCCUCCAUUAACUGCGUGAUCGGUAAUCUCGGACAGGCCAAUUACUCGGCAGCCAACUGCUUUAUGACUGCCCUCGCCGCACAACGGCGCAAGCGCGGACUCUCCGCCGUAGCCAUCGACAUCGGCGCCAUCAUUGGCGCAGGCUACAUGGAGCGCGAGUCCAGCAAGGCGCUAGACCUCACCGUCUCGAAAAUGGCACUGAUGCAUUUGUCUGAGCAGGAUUACCACCAGCUGUUUGCUGAGGGAAUUGAUGCGGGGCGUCCAGAUAGUGGUGAUGAGGCGGAGCUGAUUACGGGCUUACUGGAUAUUCCUGCGGCCAGAGGACCUAAUGCGCCUAGGUGGCAGGCGAACCCUACCUUCUCUGCGUUUGUAAUUCAUGAGACGCAGGAGAGCGGCGCAGUGGGUGGUGGGGAUGCGGCGAUUUCUAUUCGGGAUCAGUUGGUGGAGUGUAAGUCUCCGGGUGCUGUUCUGGAGGUUGUUAAGGGGACAUUCGCCGCCCAGCUACGCAACGUGCUGCAGAUGACUACGCCUGACGAGGACCUGAUGGCGCUGCGUAGCCGCGACAUCGGCCUGGACUCGUUAGUCUCCGUCGACAUCCGCUCGUGGUUCCUGAAGAACUUCGAGGUCAGCAUCCCUGUCCUAAAGAUCAUGGGAAACGACACUAUGGCCGAGCUCGCCGACUUUGUUGCCAGCCAAGUUCCUUCUACUCUUCUCUUGGGGCUUAGCGGUGGGGACGAGGUCCCUCCCCCUGAUUCUGCUGUUGCUGUUGCUGCUGCUACUCCCGGUUUAGAGGCAAGGAGCGAUGACGACAAUGAAAGGAACAGUUCCUCGGCUGAGGACUCGCAGGAAGACUCCUCCCCAUCCAGUAGCUCAAACACGAACACAGAGCCCCCCACACCGGCCAUAACGCGCCCUCCCUCGCGCAUGCAAAAAGCAUCUGCAAAUGGCAAGAUCGACUGGGAGGCCGAAAUCAGCCUCCCUUCUCCAACCCUAGUCGACACAGACCUCAAUCCACCAGCACCACGCCCGCACGUUAUCGUCCUCACAGGCGUCACUGGUCUCCUUGGCCGCCACCUGCUCUCCCAGCUCCUUGCGGACAAUGAGACGCACGAAAUAAUCUGCGUCGCCACCCGCCGUCUCACAGCACGCCUCGCAUCCGGCGAGCUCCCUCGGCACCAUAAGAUAACAUAUUACUCAGGCGACCUAACCCUUCCCCUUUUGGGAUUGUCCCGCACCGAUGCAAAGACCAUUUUCACCCGCGCCGACGUAGUCAUUCACAACGGCGCUGACACCUCGCACCUGAAAUUCUACCAUGCCAUCAAAGCUGCAAACACAGAUUCUACCCGUGACUUGAUCUCCUUGUGCAUGACCCGCAGGAUUCCAAUCCACUAUCUCUCCACUGUCGGUGUCGGACUCUUCGCGGACGUUACCUCCUUCCAUCCUGUCUCAGCGAGUAACUGCCUACCCCCCGCAGACGGGUCAAAUGGGUACAUUGCCGCCAAGUGGGCUAGCGAGAGGUUGCUCGAGGAGUUAGCAGAGCAACACGGGGUGAAUGUAUGGAUUCACCGACCCUCAACGAUCAUCCGAGAGGGCAAGGACGCAGUCAACGCUGCGGCCGCAGUGGACUGGAUGAAUGCCUUGGUGAACUACAUGAUCAAGCUGCGUGCUGUGCCGGCGUUAAAGAACCUACGGGGGGCGCUGGACCUGGUCUAUUCGAAGAAUGUAGGAGGGAAUAUUCUGGAGCGUGUGUUCGGAAAUAGGAUUACGCCGGAGAAAGGCGGCGUCGAGUAUGUCCAUGAGGUCGGGGAUGUUGUUAUCCCGUUGGAGAGGAUGGAUGAGUUUGUCAAGGAGAGGACUGGAGGUGCGAAGGUUGAGGUGCUUGCUGUUUGGGUGUGGGCUGCACGGGCAGUGGACGCUGGGUUGAACAGAGGUAUUGCUGCCUUGAUUGAGGGGAUGGAUGACCCCGGUCAGCCAGACUACCCACGGAUGCUGCGCGAGUAG